CGUACAUGUACGCACGCCUUCCAAGGUUCUAAUUACCUUAGAUCGAUCGUACCUCGGAGACAAAAACACCGGCAAAUAUCAGAGCACGACGUUGGCGUAAUCGAAGACAUACAUAUAGUCUCUGAUCAGCCUGUAAGCAUCUCGACCGUUCUCUCAUGGCUUCUUGCUUCAAAGUAGUUCGCCGACUCUUCCAACCAGUAUCCGCCAGAGUUCAACCCAACACCGUUAGAUUCACUCGAAAUCCCAUCAAGACGCAAAUGGCGACUAUCACGACCCCACCUCCCGGCAAGUUCGAGUGGCUUGUCGUCAUCCCCGAUAAGCCGGGGACCCAGCAGAAGAGGAUUGAUGUGCGCGCUCAGCACUUUGCCGGCCUAAAGCCAUACGUCGAAUCUCAGCAGUUUAAGACAGGAGGUGCCGUCCUGAAAGAUAAACCCGAAAGCGAUGACCCCUCUACCUGGGACUGGUACGGCAGCACAAUAGUGGUUGUUGCCGAAUCCAAGGAAGAAGUCAAGGCUAUCAUCGAGAAAGAUAUUUAUACCAAAUCUGGAGUUUGGGAUACUGAAAAUGCCCUCAUCUUAGCGGCCAAGUUUGCAUUCAGAUACCCCUGAUUGCCGUAAUAAGCCCCGAUGGGACGAUGAUUGGAUCUUACGAAUAAUUACUAGGUAGACUAGAUGUUCCCUGUAAAGGGUAUUGAUCUUGAUAUAUUCGAUCCAUAUCAAUAGCUUACAC
Molecule: messenger RNA, 729 nt
Organism: Annulohypoxylon maeteangense
Lineage: Eukaryota; Fungi; Ascomycota; Sordariomycetes; Xylariales; Hypoxylaceae
Exons: 5
Coding region: 156-608 (150 amino acids)
Source: RefSeq, a predicted model, not a curated record